This is a messenger RNA of Podospora pseudocomata, 851 nucleotides long. It is a transcript of the gene GPX2, whose product is annotated as Glutathione peroxidase 2. The record is from RefSeq and is a predicted model, not a curated record. The transcript is spliced from 2 exons. Gene Ontology annotation, molecular function: glutathione peroxidase activity. Lineage: Eukaryota; Fungi; Ascomycota; Sordariomycetes; Sordariales; Podosporaceae. Gene Ontology annotation, biological process: cellular response to oxidative stress. The coding region runs from base 184 to 669 and encodes 161 amino acids.
CUCUCAUGAUGUUUCUUCUCACCUCACGUCGUACAACAUCUCACAUACUAUCUCUAUCGAGAGCUAUAGAGCCUAUUUUAUCCGUUUCUCAUCCGACUCAUCGUUUACCUCUACCCUAUCACCUGAACAGAUCCGUUCAACCUAACAAAUACUUCGGCAAAAUGGCUUCCGCAGCAACCAUCUAUGACUUCAAGCCCUUGGACAGCAUGCAAGGGCCAAGAAUACCCCCUCUCCAACUUCAAAGACAAAGUAAUCCUCAUUGUCAACGUCGCCUCCAAGUGCGGCUUCACCUCACAGUAUGCCGGUCUUCAGGAGCUCUACAAAAACAUCACCGCCAAGCACCCAGACCAGUUCGUCAUCCUUGGCUUCCCCUGCAACCAGUUCGGCGGCCAGGAACCCGACGCCGAGGCGGAAAUCGUCACCUUUUGCGAGCGCAACUUUGGCGUCACCUUUCCCAUUAUGCAAAAGAUUGAGGUGAAUGGUGACAAUGCCCACCCCUUGUUCGAGUGGCUCAAGGAGCAAAAGUCUGGCCUCCUCGGGCUCAAGAGGAUCAAGUGGAACUUUGAGAAGUUUUUGAUUGGCAAGGACGGCCAGGUUAAGGGGAGAUGGGCUAGUGUGACGGGCCCGGCUUCUCUGGAGAAGGAGAUCUUGGCUGAGUUGGAGAAGUAAACAAUGAGCGGUUUUGAUGUUGUUUUCUGUCAGGAUCCAGGGGUAUGUUGCUUUUGGAUAAGAGGGCUUUGGAGAGGGAACUGCGAGCUUGGACAAAUUGAUAUACCCUACUUUUUGCAAGAGACAAUAAACAUGAAUAAUGAGCACAUGCGUUUUGCAUUGGCCUAUCGUGAUUGCUGCCA